AUGUCCUUACGUCGCAUAUGGAUGAUUUUUUGCUCAAUUUGUUUUCACACGAUUUUAAAAAAUUUCAAUAUCGACCCUAAUGAGAUUGUGUACUGGAACCCAACUGAAUGUUGUUGGGCCUCUAAUUUUGUGAUUGACCUUCGUUUCUCUGUGAGAUUGUUACGAGAACGGAUUGAAUUGGCAGAUCACGUUGUUUGUGAUGGACCAUUUGAGUGGUGUAAGGUGAUCCCGUUUAAGGUUUUAUGCUUUAUAUGGAGAGCAAAGCUGGGUAGAAUCCCAUCAGCAGUAGCACUAAAACUGAGGGGUGUUACAGGUCCAUCGAUUAUGUGUGGCUCAUGUAAUCUUGAGGAGGAGUCGAGUGAUCACAUUUUACUCAUAUGCCCAUUGGCGAAAGCUGUUAUGGACUCGAUACUUUUUUGGUGUGAAAUCUCCUAUGAUGGCUUUGAUUUAGUGAAGGAUAUGUUACUUUUCAUAUCGCGAUGGUCAAAAUGCAAAAAAGAAAAGAAAACUGUUAUAUGUGAUCUUAUGCGGAGUAUUGUGGUUCUCACCCCAGAGGUCCAAUUUGAUUCCAAUACAUCAACAAGUCAACAACAACCAAUCCAUUUGAUUCCUAAUCCACACCACCGUCUCCGCCCGAAACCACCGUCGACGAGUACAAUGAUCACUAGACCAGCUAUCACCGGAGCCGCCGCAUCAUGCUUGUUCUUUAUGCUUUCUUUAUUGUACAUCUUGUUCUCUCACACCGACCACAGUGGUUCAAGGUGGCCGUUUUUUUACAUUCCGGUUGUGGGUGUUCUGGUGGUGGGCGGAUUCUUGGUGGUUAUGGCGAGAGCCACCAUGGUGACGUUGAUAACAGUGUUUGUGAUGUUGAGUUGUGUAGGGAAACGGCGUCGUGUGCUUGUGUUGGAAGGGAAGAAGAUUUGUAGUGAAGUGGUAAUGCAUUUGUUUAAGGUUGUGAUUAAAGAGAGAAGCGUUGUGGCUAUUGCUUGUGCUGUGUUUUGCACUACGAUGGCUAUGGUUUUGGUUUGA
Molecule: messenger RNA, 1029 nt
Organism: Lactuca saligna
Lineage: Eukaryota; Viridiplantae; Streptophyta; Magnoliopsida; Asterales; Asteraceae
Source: the annotation of a GenBank genome assembly